CAGAGCUUCCAGUAAUUAAUAGGAAGCAUCUAGCCAUUGGAUAUUACCCUUUCUCAACUAUAAUUAAUAGACAUACCAUGUCUUUCCCCGUUUAAGAGCCACCUAACCGUGCUACCUCCCAUGCGAAUAUGAAUCCAGUGAACACCAAGCCUUACAGCCUGCCAUCCGGCGCAGUCUGGUUGAUUACCGGUUGCUCAACGGGCAUCGGUCGCGCCCUUGCGACCCUGGUCGCGAGCAAGCCAGACCAGCGUCUGAUUGCCACGGCCCGCAACCCGUCCAGUCUUUCGUAUCUCCCCGAUGCGAGCCCCAACAUCCUCAAGCUCGCCCUGGACGUGACCUCAGCCAGUUCAGUCAAUGCCGCCUUUGCCGCGGCUGCGGAGCAUUUUGGCAAAGACUUCCAUCUCGACGUCGUGGUCAACAAUGCCGGAUAUUCGCUCUCGGGCGACACCGAGUCCGCGACGGAGGAGGAGACGCACCAGGAGAUCGAGACCCUCUUCUUCGGCACGGCGCGGGUGACGACGCGCGCCAUCGAGGUCAUGCGCCAGGCCGAAGACCAUAGGGGUGGGGUGAUUUUUAACAUCUCGUCGCUCGCCGGGCUAUGCGGCUUUCCGGGGCACGCGUACUACCACGCCGGCAAGUUUGCCGUCGAGGGUUUCUCGGAAUCUCUUGCGAGGGAGAUGCAUCCGGAUUGGAACAUCAACUUCUGCAUCGUCGAGCCAAGCGCCGUCAAGACCAACUUCGAGGGCCACAGCAAGGCGCACACCAAGCCCCAUCCAGCUUAUGCGGCAGACGACAUGCCGGCUCGAAAGCUCGAGGGAUAUGUCCGGAUGGGCAUGAAGGCGGGUGUUGGCAUCGAGCCUUCUACGAUCGCAGAGGCCAUUUACAACAUCGCCAGCCGUGGCGAGCGCGUUCCGUUGCGACUUCCCCUCGGUCCGGUGGCUUGGAAAAUGGCCAAGUCCAAAUUUGAGGGUCUCUUGGGAGAGCUCGACGCGGUCAAGGAGCUGAGUGCUCUGGGUCAGGAGAUUUGAAAGCAUUGAGGAAUAAUUACUUCUAAGUUAAACAGUCAAUUAUCAUCUCCAAAGCAAAGGAGCU
This is a messenger RNA of Phialemonium atrogriseum, 1092 nucleotides long. RefSeq names its product short-chain dehydrogenase protein SDR. Bases 129 to 1028 code for a protein of 299 amino acids. NCBI's taxonomy places the organism in Eukaryota, Fungi, Ascomycota, Sordariomycetes, Cephalothecales, Cephalothecaceae. The transcript is spliced from 3 exons. The record is from RefSeq and is a predicted model, not a curated record.